This is a messenger RNA of Pteronotus mesoamericanus, 4574 nucleotides long. RefSeq names its product family with sequence similarity 8 member A1 (gene FAM8A1). The record is from RefSeq and is a predicted model, not a curated record. Bases 100 to 1317 code for a protein of 405 amino acids. Lineage: Eukaryota; Metazoa; Chordata; Mammalia; Chiroptera; Mormoopidae. The transcript has 5 exons.
GCUGGGCUGCUGCGGUGGCUACAGGGCCGUUGGGGAGGGGCCAGUCGGAAAGGGAGAAGGCGCAGUGACGAGAGAGCUGAGGGUGCUGCUGAGGCGAAGAUGGCAGAGGGGCCGGAGGAGGCCCGAGGCCGCCCUCCUGGGCAGGAUGAUGGCGGAGGGGACCAUGAACUAGUCCCAUCCUUCAGAGGCCCUCCUUCUGCCGCCACCCCACACCCCCAGGACGGACCGCAGGCCGAACCUCAGGCCCCGGGCCUCCAGCCUUCUGCGGCGGCCCCAGAGGGGUCAGAGCCACAGCGCGAGGAGGCGGCGUCCGACUGCGGCACGGGGCUGCAAGAGGUGGCGGGCUGCGAGGCGCCCGAGUCGGCGUCGCCGCCAGAGAAGCCGGCGCGGCUGAGCGCUCGGGAGUACUCCCGGCAGGUGCACGAAUGGCUGUGGCAGUCUUACUGCGGCUACCUUACCUGGCACAGCUGCCUGGCCGCCUUCCCAGCCUACUGCAGCCCGCAGCCGCCCCCACCGCCACCCAGCUACCCCUCUGGCAGCGGGGCCACCCCCCAGGCCGCGGCGCCGCCGCCCCUCCACCUGGGCUAUUACAACCCCUUCUACUUCCUGAGCGCCGCCACAGCCGGGCCUGACGCGGGGGCGGCUCCCGCCUUCAGCACUCCCGCUCCAGUCGCGGGCCCGGGACCCCGGGCUCCUCCUGUUCAAGGGUCCAUCCGGACAACCCCAGCAACGAGGGUAGGAUCCGCCGCCCCUUCGCGAACUCCGAGCGAGACCGGGCGCCAGGCAGGCAGAGAGUAUGUUAUUCCAUCCUUGGCCCACAGAUUUAUGGCAGAGAUGGUGGAUUUCUUUAUUCUCUUUUUUAUAAAAGCAACCAUUGUCUUAAGCAUUAUGCACCUCAGUGGAAUAAAGGAUAUCUCUAAGUUUGCUAUGCAUUAUAUAAUAGAAGAAAUAGAUGAAGACACAUCAAUGGAAGACUUGCAGAAAAUGAUGGUUGUGGCUCUUAUAUACAGAUUAUUAGUUUGUUUCUACGAGAUAAUCUGCAUUUGGGGAGCAGGCGGAGCUACCCCAGGGAAGUUCCUGCUGGGGCUUCGAGUUGUGACAUGUGAUACAUCAGUGCUUAUUGCACCAAGUCGGGUUUUAGUGAUUCCUUCCUCAAAUGUUAGCAUUACAACGUCCACUAUACGAGCUUUGAUCAAGAAUUUUUCUAUUGCUUCCUUUUUCCCGGCUUUCAUCACACUGCUCUUUUUCCAGCAUAAUCGAACAGCUUAUGACAUUGUAGCAGGAACCAUUGUGGUAAAAAGAAAUGGGGUCAGAUGAUGCCCACAAAAGCCCUGAAUUCCAUACUCUCUGGAAUAAUGACAAAACUAAAUUAUGUAUCAAGGCCACCAGUAUCCCUGGGCUCCAUUAAUUGGUAAUUUAUAAAUUAAAGCAGUCACUACAGUGUGAUACGGGUGACUAUUCUGAAAGUAUUCAUUUUACUUGAAUGCCAAGAACCUUUCCAGAAGAAAACCUGUUGAAUUCAAGUGUUAAAAUUUUAGAUCAAAAAGGAGGCAAGUGGUUUCAUAAUCAACAGUGGACAAUGUAUACUAAGACCUGAGGCAUAAGAAUUUGCUGAAAGCAUUUUUAGCUUUGAAAUCUCCAAAUGAAACUUUAAAAAAUUAUUUUGGUUUAUCCCAAAAUGAUGGAAAAUGUCCAGUUGUGUUUUGUAAACACAUUAUUCAUCUUUUAGUGAACACUUCAAUUGUCUUUACUUUGGGGGGGGAGGGGCGGGUAGUGAGGACACAAAUUUGAUAAUCCACGUAUCUCCUAUCGCAAGAGGUGGUGAGUUAGCUGCAAGAGAAAGGGGCAAGUGAGGCAGGCCUGGCAGUUCCCUUACAUAAGUUUUAAAAUCUGUACUGCAGUUUACAAUUAUUCUUAAUGCUUCAACAUGUAUUUUGGGGCAGUUUUGCAUGAUGAUGAAAAAGUAUUGUCAUAUUGCUAUAUUUACAUUGACUUUUUAAAGACAAGUUAGUGAUUGCUUUUUAUAGGGGAGCAGGGGGAUUUUCACUGUAAAUUUAACUUGCAUUUCAUGUGCAGGUAUUUUUAAUGCCCUAAAUCAAACUAUAAAUAAGUGAAGAAAAAUUACUUCCACCACACUGUUGUAUAUUUACUUUAAAACAAUAUUCCCAGUAUGUGUGCAGCAUGAAAAAAGUAUUAGUGCUUCUCAGUGUUCUGAAUAUAACUGCUCUUUAUACACAGGAUAUUUUACACACUACUUUCCUUUUCCAUUUUAUAUCAUCUCAUAACUUUUGAAACAUCGAGUUACACAAUCUGAAUACUUCAUGAUUAAGUACUGGCAGCCUGUGAAAUACUAGAUUUUUAUCUUAUGGAUGUUCUAAAACAAGGAAAAGGAGUAUUCCAGGGUAUUAUCUUAAGUUCUUCGGUUCUGUGAGCCAAAAUCUUCUAUUUUGGGACUGCAAGGGAUGACGACUUGAGGGAAAUGUUAAUAAGCAAAGUAACACUGCGUAUUGCCAUUUUAAUUUAUUUUUCUAUUGAAGCAAAGUUAGGGAGUUGCAGGUGUAUGUGUGUGCUUUUGUUAGGUGGCCCAGUAAAGCUGUGUUGAGAUCUACCUGAACUAAUAAGUUUUGUUUCUUAGACGUUUGCUCCAACUGAUACUAUUUAAAAAAAAAAAAGACCAAACAAACUCUAACAACACUAAACUGUGUUGGACAGUUCAUAAUUAGAUUGUUUAAAAGGGUCGAUCCAGGCUGUUUUUUUGGUCUUAAGUUUAUUAGCAAAUGUAAGACACAUCUAUAUCACUAUCAGUUUUAAAAGUGGGUUUUCCUUUGAUAUUUAAAACUGUGAAAAUAUCUACAUUUGAUGGCUAUAGGAACCGAAACAGUGUCCUUAUUAAUGACUUUUUUACUGUAGAAAUUCCAUGUUUUUCAAAGUACUGUUAUGUUAAACCCAACAUCAGAAAACACCUCUCAGUUAAGUGUAUCAUAGUAUUAAACAGACCACUGACUUUUAGCCUCUGGGAAAAUGUUAUGGCCCUUCACAGUAAAAAUAAUAAAACUAAAGUUUUAUAAGGCUAGAAAUCAGGUAAUGUUACAUAAACUUACCACUUAGUGUACACAUACACUAUUUUUGUCAUCGAUUGGGAAUUCCAAGGUGAAAUGUCCUUCAGUCACGUAACUCGAAUUUAAUGUACUAUUUCUUCUCAGAUAUUGGAUGGUUUAUCAUCUAGACUAUUUUUAUUUAUAUAGUAAAACAAACAAAUAGUCCUGUUUAUCUUGUUACACCUGAAAGAGUGCACAUCUGUGUAGGUUCAUUUAGAUCCAUCUCAGUAUUCAAAUUAUACUAUAUAGCCCUAUAAAAUAAAUAUUUUGUCUGCUUUUACAACAAAAAACUCCCAAGUCUGUUUCAGUUUAUGAAUUCAGCACUUAGGAAAAGAGACUGUGACUCCCAAAUAGUUUGAAAUAAAAAGAAAGAAUACUGAGGAAGGAGAAGCCCCUUUUUCUCUUGGGGUUGUGGAGAGUGGAGAAUCCUUUUCAAUGUUUUUCUAUUUAGUGUUCUAAAUACUAAAAAUUCUAAUUUUGUGUCAAAGUGUAAUUCUCAUGCUGAAGCUCUAGGCAUAAAAGCAGAAAGUUGUCUUCAUAGUACAAACAUUCACCACUUUCACAAUAUAAGCAAAUAAUGGCACAAAAAGUAGUCAAGAUGAGUGAGAAUACUAUUCCAAUGAAUGUGCUCUAAAUAAAACCACAGAAUGGUUAACUUUAGGCAUCUAGAAAAUCUCAGUACCCACUACAAAGGUAACCUCUGGCUGGUUCACCUUGAGAAAGUCUGACAUUAAUUCAUGCUGGCCUAGGGUAAGCUAAGUGUGAGUGAUGGCAAGCUUUGCUUUUAGACAAGUCCGUGACCAUAGAGAUAAAGUCAACACUUUUUUUUUUUUUUAAGACAGUAAGCCUUUAAAGUAUUACCCGACUGGUUCAGAAGUUACUUCUUACUACCUAAACAUUUACCUUCCAGUUUUACCCAAGUAUUAAGGAUUGGAAAAAAGUGUAUUAUAUGUGAGGGCCACUUUGUCUACCAAAAUGAAUCUUCAGUGUUUUUUCUUUCAGGUGGUGGUAAAUAUUGUUUUAACUCUAAAAAAAAGAUGUUCCCUUGUGUUUCACUAAUGCUUAAAGCAUUUCCAGCAAAAGGAAGGCAGAAGUUGAAAAUUAAACAAUUUGCUACUUGGGAAUAAAGGGCUUUUUGAAGGGAAUAGGGGCGUUUAAUAUUUUCAUUCUACACCUAUCCCAGGCUGUUGUUUCUUUGGAAGAAUACUUUUAAAUAACAGCAGUAUUCCUAAAAUCUGACAAGCAUUUCAAUUAUAUGCCAUUCCCUAUCCCCCAUACCAGUGGUCAAAAUCUUUACAAUGUGUACUAGGCUCAGUUAAGUUCUUCAUUUCGAACUAAAUAUGUAUUUACUUGCCAUCAUAUAGUUGGGCUUGACCUACAAACAAAAUCUGAUGUCCUGCCUAUAAAUAAAGCAUUCUAUUUUUAUCAAUUUGUAUGCCACCCAUUUGUAUUCUUUUGUCUCAAUAAAUAUUUGGU